Molecule: messenger RNA, 3747 nt
Organism: Suncus etruscus (white-toothed pygmy shrew)
Lineage: Eukaryota; Metazoa; Chordata; Mammalia; Eulipotyphla; Soricidae
Gene: POLRMT
Product: RNA polymerase mitochondrial
Exons: 21
Coding region: 17-3667 (1216 amino acids)
Biological process (GO): mitochondrial transcription
Cellular component (GO): mitochondrial DNA-directed RNA polymerase complex
Molecular function (GO): DNA-directed RNA polymerase activity; mitochondrial promoter sequence-specific DNA binding; protein binding
Source: RefSeq, a predicted model, not a curated record
UGCGUCCGCGUGUAGCAUGUCGGCGCUGCGCUGGGGCUGGGGCGCAGCGGGGCUAGGGCGGGUCCUGCGACCCCUGGGCCGCCCCGGGCCCCCAGCCUACGAAGGCGCCCUGGAUGGACGCUUCUGGGGCUGCAGAAGGUACUCUUCAGCCAAUCCCUGUGUCCAGGAGAUCCGCAAGGACUGGGGCCACGCGGAACUGUUAGAGGUGCUGGAGGCGCGGGUGCGGCAGUUGCAGGCAGAAAACGUGUCCGCGGUGAAGGUGGUAAAGAAGGUGUCCCCGAAGGCCGAUGGCGCGCUCUCCAAGCCCCCCAAGAAGGCCCGCAAAGCCUGGACAGAAGAGCCGAAGAAGGUGGCAGUGGAGAAGCAGAAAAAAGCCCCUGCGCCUGCCAAGAAGCCAGCUGUCUCCCAGAGACGCCAGGCACAGCUGCUCCUGGAGCCCCAGCUGCAGGAUCAGAAGUUGCACCAAUGCCUGCAGUGCUGGACCACCGAGACUACCAGCAGCCCCUGGGAUGAGCAACUGGCCCAGCUACUGCAGGACGCCCCUCGGAGGCUGAGCGAGGAGGAGCAACAGCAGCAGCUGCCCGAGGGCAGUCCUAUUCGGGCACGAGUGGAAGCGCAGCAGCAGCGCCUCCUUUCCUUCUUGGAGAGCUGCGUGCUGUCCGGCCACCUGGCCCUGGCCCACCAUGUCCUGACCACACAGCACUCCAGGGCGCGGCUGCCGCAGCAGCUGACGCUCCCCAUGUACAACACCAUCAUGCUGGGCUGGGCACGCCAGGGGUCCUUCAAGGAGCUAGUGUACAUUUUCUACAUGCUGAAGGAUGCAGGCCUGGCCCCGGACCUGCUCUCCUACGCCGCAGCACUGCAGUGCAUGGGGCGGCUGGACAAAGAUAAACAAAUCAUCCAAAGGUGCCUGCAGCAGAUGGACCAGGACGGGUUGCAGCUCGAGGACCUGUUUGCGGAGCCGCUGAGUUCCGAGGAACAGGCCGCUGUGUUGAGUGCGGUGCGCAAGGUCCUGCCCGACUUUCAGCUGCCUACCCCGCCCCCGCCCCCCACAUCCGGCUGCAGCUCCCCACUGCUGACUGGGAUCUAUGCCCAGGACCCGCCCGCCACCUACCCUAAGCUCCACCUGCCCCUGAGGACGCUGAAGAAGCUUUUCCAGAAGCAGCUGCGCGUGGAGAUGGCCACGAUUGUGCAGGUCCGCUCGGUGGACAGGGUCCAGAAGGAGACCAAGGAGCUGCUGCGUGCGCGUAAGACCCUAAAGAGGCUGCGUGCCCAGUGGGAGGAGGAGCUGCUGGCUGCGCUGCGGGAGGUCAAGGAGAACCAGGCCAGACUGGCACGGCUGGGCAACCCCUCCCUGCUGCCCUACCUGAGCCUGGUCCCCGAUAGGGAUGUGAUACAGCUCCUGCUGCAGACCCUGUAUUCCAUGUCCCCGCAUGGGGAGUCCCUGAUGUCCAUGGCUCAGGACUUGGGCCUGCGGAUGUUCAGCCGGUACAUGGUGCAAAGGAAAAUCCUCAGCAACCGGAUACAGGCGCUGGAGCAGCGCUACCACGAGUACCUGCAACUGCUGGCCGCCGACUCAGAGGUGACACCUCGCUGCUUACCCAGGCAGCACUGGGAAGCCCUGGGACCGCCCGGCCUGCCCCACGAGCAGCCCUGGCCCCUGCAGGUGCUGGUGGAGCUGGGCAAGCAGCUGGCCGAGAUGCUGGUGAAGGCCAUUCACAUGCCCAGCUACCUGGCCACCGCCACCCAGACCUCCAAGAAGAGCAUUCCGGUGCUGUACCAUGUCUACUCCUUCCGCAGCUUCCGACAGAUUGGCAUCCUGAAGCCGCACCCUUCCUUCACCGAGCUGCGGGAGAGGGCGUCCGAGGGCAUGCUGACCUUCGAUGCCAACGAGGUCCCCAUGCUGUGCCCGCCUCUGCCCUGGACGUCGUCGCACAUGGGCGCCUUCCUGCUGAGCCCCACCAAGCUGAUGCGUUCCAUGGAGGGCAUCCCGCAGCACCUCAACCUGCUGGACAGCUGCCCACCCCAGGACCUGCAUGGUGCACUGGACACCGUCACCCAGCUGGGCAACGUCGCCUGGCGUGUGCGCGGGACCCUGCUCGACCUGGUGCUCGAGCUCUUCACCGCUAAGGGCUGCCCGCGCCUUGGGGUGCCCGCGCCCGCCUCUGAGGCGCCCCAGCCGCCCUCCAUGCGCUUGCCACCCGAUACCCCUCCGGCCCGCAAGGCCGAGCUGCGCCGGGAGGUGGCUCGAUGCCAGAAGCUGACGCGGGAGAUGCACAGCCUGCGGGCCGACGCACUCUACCGCCUGUCGCUGGCUCAGCACCUUCGCCACCAGACCUUCUGGCUGCCCCACAACAUGGACUUCCGAGGCCGCACCUACCCCUGCCCCCCGCACUUCAACCACCUGGGCAGUGACCUGGCCCGUGCCCUGCUCGAGUUCGCUGAGGGCCGCCCGCUGGGGCCUCAUGGCCUCAACUGGCUCAAGAUCCACCUCGUCAACCUCACCGGCUUCCAGAAACGCGCGUCCCUGAAGGACCGAAGCAAGUUCGCCGACCAGGUCAUGGAUGACAUCUUGGACUCGGCCGACCACCCCAUGACGGGCCGCAAGUGGUGGAUGACAGCCGAUGAACCGUGGCAGACGCUGGCCUGCUGCAUGGAGAUCGCCAAGGCCGUGCGCUCCCCCGACCCCGAGGCUUAUGUGUCCCACUUCCCCGUGCACCAGGAUGGCUCCUGUAACGGGCUGCAGCACUAUGCAGCCCUGGGCCGCGACAAUGUGGGAGCUGCUGCCGUCAAUCUGGUGCCAUCGGACCUGCCGCAAGACGUGUACAGCGAGGUGGCUGCACAGGUCGAGGUGUUUCGCAAGGAGGACGCUCAGCAAGGCGUGCAGAUAGCCCAGGUCCUGGAGGGCUUCAUCAACCGCAAGGUGGUAAAGCAGACGGUCAUGACCGUGGUCUACGGCGUCACGCGCUAUGGAGGCCGCCUGCAGAUCGAGAGGCGCCUGCGUGAGACCCACAACUUCCCGCAGGAGUUUGUGUGGGAAGCGUCGCAUUACCUGGUUCGCAAGGUCUUCAGCAGUCUCCAGGAGAUGUUCUCAGGCUCCCGGGCCAUCCAGAGCUGGCUAACGGAGACUGCGCGCCUCAUCGCCCAGUCUGGCUCAGCCGUGGAGUGGAUCACACCCCUGGGCAUCCCCAUCAUCCAGCCCUACCAUGUGGGCUGCAAGAUCUUGAUCGGGGGCGGCCUCCAGACUCUCACCGUCAGCAACAGCGGGGACGCCAACAGGAGACCCAACACGCUGAAGCAGAGGAACGGCUUCCCACCCAACUUCAUCCACUCGCUAGACUCCUCACACAUGAUGCUCACGGCGCUGCAUUGCUACAGGAAGGGCCUGACCUUCGUGUCUGUCCAUGAUUGCUUCUGGACCCACGCUGCAGACGUCCAGGUCAUGAACCAGGUGUGCCGGGAGCAGUUCUUCCACCUGCACAGCCAACCCAUCCUCCAAAAUCUGUCGUCUUUCCUGGCGGAGCGAUUCUGCACCGGCCCUAAAGCCCAGCGCCAGCCGUCCAAGUUCAGCCAGCUGUCGAAACUGCACCAGACGCUGAUGGCUGUACCCAAGAGAGGGACUCUGAACCUGGAGCAGGUGAAACACUCCACCUACUUCUUCAGCUGACAACUGCCGUGCCACCGGCCCUGCCCAGCCCUCCUCGGUCCCCUUCCUAGCUGUAAAUAAAGCCGUUGUCACCCCCGGGA